AUGAACAGAGGCAGCUCCUUUGCAAAAAGCCCGAGGGAAGAUAGCCGGAAAUCAGAGAACUCCAAGGCUUUCAAGGAUAUUUCCAAAUACUUCUCUAAGGAAGAAUGGGCAAAUAUGGGAUACUCGGAGAAACUCACCUGUGUGUAUAUGAAGAGAAACUGCGACACCAUCACUCAUCUAGGUCUCAAGGCUACCCUACCAACUUUCAUGUGUCCUAAAAAACGAGCCACAAAAUCCAAUAGGCGUGAUUCUAAAGAUUGGAGCCCCAGGGAUCAGAAAUUCCCUGAUACUGCAGGAGGCUCUCUGCAGUUUGGGAAUAUUUAUCAACAAAGAAAAAUUCUGAUUUGUCACCUUCUUUUAGAUGAACCUACUCAGGGGGCUUCCAACGUGCAAGAGAAAAAACACCUGAAGGUGAUGCCCAAGAAGUCCGAAAAGAAAAAAGAUCAUUCGAAGUUAGUCCCAGCAACAUCAGGCUCAGAGCAGGCUCAGAAACAGCUGUGCACCCUGGGAAAAGCAAGUGCCUCUGCUCCGAAGAGUAAGGAAACAUCAGGACCCAAGGAAAGGGAGAUUAAUAUCUGGGACUGCAGACUACGGGAAAGAAAGAACCUGGUGGCCUAUGAAGAGAUCAGUGAUCCUGAGGAAGAGAAUUAACUCUCCUCAGGGAUGUGACAAGUGCCCAUGAUGAGAAGCAGAACCUGGUGGCCUUUCAGAACAUGGGCAUGGCUGUGAACUCCUGGCCAUCAGGUGUAUAGCAAGUGAAAGAAAGAGUUCACAGCAGUGAAAAGUUAAACAUG
Molecule: messenger RNA, 794 nt
Organism: Hippopotamus amphibius kiboko
Lineage: Eukaryota; Metazoa; Chordata; Mammalia; Artiodactyla; Hippopotamidae
Product: putative protein SSX6
Exons: 7
Coding region: 1-651 (216 amino acids)
Biological process (GO): regulation of DNA-templated transcription
Cellular component (GO): nucleus
Source: RefSeq, a predicted model, not a curated record